AUGAUCAGCUGCAAGUCACAAGUGGAUAAGCUGAAAAUUGUAAAAGACCACCGGAAUUUACUUGUGGAAGCCAUGUUUUACUAUGUGAUGAAUCAAAGAUUCUUUAAAAUGUCACGCAAAAAGGACCCACCUUACUUUUCACGCUCAGUUGCUGCACACGUGGUUGUUCAACCAAUUAAGGUGUAUAUAAUGAUAGGGUUCGGAUCCAUGGGUCAUGUUAUUGGUGGUGCAGUAGGAGGUAGGCUGAUCGCAUCCACCCUGGUCCAGGGUGAUGGAACACUACUUGCAACAGACUCUUAUGAUGGGCAAGCCAGAAUAUGGAGUAAAGAUGGAAAUAUUGAUAGUGAAUGGAGAGUAUCCAGCAUAUCAACUACCAACAACACUUACAAAUUAUCAUUUACCUGUAAUUUUCAGUUUAUAUUUUCAACUACAAUCGAUGGUAAGAUUAAGGCAUGGCUGUAUGACAACAUGGGAUCUAGAGUUGACUAUUCUGCCCCUAGUCAUGGCUGCACCACUAUGCCAUACAAUGUUGAUGGGAGUCGGUAA
Lactuca virosa is the source of this 546-nucleotide messenger RNA. The record is from the annotation of a GenBank genome assembly. Lineage: Eukaryota; Viridiplantae; Streptophyta; Magnoliopsida; Asterales; Asteraceae.